GGCUGCCAGCUGAGCCGCUGCUCCUCCACGGACCUCUUCCUGGGGCUGGGGGACGGAGCAGCCCUUGGUCCCUGGGCUCACCGCAGAUGUCCUCCCGUGCCACGCCGGCAGGACUGCUCCCCUAGUGCCGGCGUGGAGGGAGGGCCGCUCGUCUCACCAUGGUGCUGCCGCCGCCUGACAAGCGCCAUGUCUGUCUGACCACCAUCGUCAUCAUGACCAGCAUGGCCUUCAUGGAUGCCUACCUGGUGGAGCAGAACCAGGGGCCCCGCAAGAUCGGCGUCUGCAUCAUCGUGCUGGUGGGGGACAUCUGCUUCCUCAUCGUGCUGCGUUACGUGGCGGUGUGGGUGGGGGCAGAAGUGAAGACGGCCAAGCGGGGCUAUGCCAUGAUCCUGUGGUUUCUCUACAUCUUUGUGCUGGAGAUCAAGUUGUACUUCAUCUUUCAGAAUUACAAAGCGGACAAGAAGAACCUGGAAACGGUGGCCAGGAAAGCCCUGACCCUGCUCCUCUCCAUCUGCGUGCCGGGGCUCUACUUGGUGCUGGUGGCCUUGGAUAGCAUGGAGUACAUACGGACCUUUCGGAAGAAAGAGGACUUGCGGGGGCGCCUCUUCUGGGUGGCCCUCGACCUGCUGGAUAUCUUGGACAUCCAGGCCAACCUGUGGGAGCCGCACAGGACCGGCCUGCCCAUCUGGGCAGAGGGGCUCAUGUUCUUCUACUGCUACAUACUCCUCCUGAUCCUGCCUUGCGUGUCCCUCAGCGAGAUCAGCAUGCAAGGGGAGCACAUUGCCCCUCAAAAAAUGAUGCUCUACCCUGUCCUCAGCCUGGUCACUAUUAACAUUGUCACCAUCUUCAUCCGGGCCAUCAACAUGGUCUUGUUCCAGGACAGCAGGGUCUCCACCAUCUUUAUCGGCAAGAACAUCAUCGCGAUCGCCACCAAGGCAUGCACCUUCCUCGAGUACAAGCGGCAGGUGAAGGAGUUCCCCCAGAAUGCCAUCGCCCUGGAGCUCCAGCAGAACUCCCUCUCCCACAACCAGACCAUCCACAGCGCACAGGGCAUCCCCCAUGAGCCGUCGCCCACCAGCGAGAUCCUCGACACAUGAGGGAUCACCCCCAGCUGAGCGUUGGUUCAGAUAGCCCCGUGCUGAGCAGAGGAGGGAUGCUGCUCUCUUGCUGCACAGGGCGAGCGCAACGGACAAAUCCUGGCAGCGAGGGCUCUUCUAGGCACAAAACACCAACCAUGUUUUAAUUGAGCUAUGGAGUGUCCCCUAGACGUCUUCAUCUCAGGUAUAACCCUAGGAGUCCUCCAGACAAACCAAAUGAACUUGCAAAGGACCUGAACCAGCUAACCCUCUCUCUCCCUCCCGCCACCUUCUUUCUCCCCUCCUGAGCAAAGACCUCUAAGGUUGCAAUGUCCCUUUUUACUCCUCGAGCACCUCACCUUUACUUCAAGCCUGGAACGAAGAUUUUGUUACUGGAGACCUUUUUAUGGAGUGGGGACAGGGGCGUAGGUGUACAGGCUGGGGGGGGAGGGUGGGACGUUUGAACCAGUAAACCCUGUGAUCGUAGAUGUCUCUUAUCUCCAAUGGUUGUGUUUACAGUUUCCUAUUUAUAAUGGCUCCCCGGGGCUCCCGGGCUGUCCUGGGGGCCAAUGUCCUUGCUGUCAGCAGUGGGCGAGAGCAGCAAGCCCUGCGGUGGGCAAUGGGGCCGGGGGCCAGCAUG
Pelecanus crispus (Dalmatian pelican) is the source of this 1716-nucleotide messenger RNA. RefSeq names its product transmembrane protein 121 (gene TMEM121). The record is from RefSeq and is a predicted model, not a curated record. NCBI's taxonomy places the organism in Eukaryota, Metazoa, Chordata, Aves, Pelecaniformes, Pelecanidae.